AUGGCUGCAUCGAUCGUACCAACGCUCGCACUCCUGGCCUCGUCCGCCGCAGCGCUCAGCGCGCCAACAUCAUCAGCCGCAGCGCUCAGCGCGCCGCCAGCGUCGGCGACGAUCGCAUCGAUCAACCCCUGCCCGCGGCGCCAGCUGCUCACGUAUGUGGCGCACACGGGCGGCGGCAAGGUCAGCGGCGGCGAGGUGCUCGCGAAGCGCGAGGACUCGGAGUGGCUGACCGUGGGGCGCAUCGCCGCGGCCGACGACACGUUCGAAGCGCUCAGCGCCGCCGCCGCGCGCCAGGAAAGAUUGAUCGCCGAACACGCGACGCGGCUCUACACCGAGCUGCGGCGGAAGCCCGGCGACGGGAGCCCGCCCAUCGAGCUCGGCCUGCGCAUCGACGACGACGUCGUCGCCGUGCCCGCGCCAAUGAGACGCGACUUCGUCGACGCGGCGACCAUGACCGCGGGCGGCUUCCGGGGCUUCCCGAAGAAGGCCGGCGGGUCGGACAUGUACGCGCAGUACGACCUCGGCGAAGACGUCUACGGCCUGCCCUACGACCGCGCGGCCGUGCGCGCCGAGCUCGCGCGCCUCGUCGAGGGCGACGCCGUCGUCGUCUUCGGCUGGAGCUCCUGCUUCUUUUGUGUGGACGCGGAGCAGAAGCUGCGGGACGCGGACGUGCCGUUUCGAGCCGUGCACGUCGACCUCUGGCGGCGGUCGCCGGACGUCUGGCACGACGCGGACGCCGACGACUCGGGCUCGGGCGCGGCGCGCGCGGCAAAGAACGUGCGCAAGGCCACGAACCCUUUGCAGGCCGAGCUCGCGCUCCUCACGGGGCGAUGCUCCGUGCCCGUCGUCUUCGUGAAGGGCGAGCUGCUCGCCGCCGGCGACGACGACGCGCACGGCAAGGUCGACGACGCCCUCGCGUCGGGCGACAUCGCGAUCGCCCUGGCGGGGAACGCGCCCUGGACCGCGCCGCCGGGCUGGGCGCCGCCGCCCGCGACGCGGACGUGUCGCGUCUGCCGCGAGAAGUACUCGGACGCGACGAACGGCGACCGCAGCUGCUGCUACCACCCGGGCUCGCUGCGCGGCGAGUCCGCGAGGAAGGGUGACUGGGACGACGCGGCGCAGGGGCGGCCGACGGCGUCGGGCGACGGCGGCGAGCUCGUGUGGACCUACUCCUGCUGCGGCCAGGCCGACGGCGCGCCGGGCUGCACCUACGACCGCUGCCGGAGCUACGACGACCCGUAA
This is a messenger RNA of Aureococcus anophagefferens, 1242 nucleotides long. RefSeq lists its product as hypothetical. The transcript has a single exon. NCBI's taxonomy places the organism in Eukaryota, Pelagophyceae, Pelagomonadales, Pelagomonadaceae. The record is from RefSeq and is a predicted model, not a curated record. The coding region runs from base 1 to 1242 and encodes 413 amino acids.